UGUGAUUCAUUGCUGCUUCAAAGCAGGCAUAACAGAAUGCAGAUCUUAGUUUUUCAAUCUCUUGCUGCUUUGAAAUGGUGAUUAGUACCCACUCUGAGUAGGAUAUGUGUGACAGGUGUAGGUGUACAAAUGUAGGAAGGUAUCUGCAGCAGAAACAUGGUUCUGCAUAUAUACUUCUCUCGAUACAAGCUCAUUGCAGGACUAUCAGAUGUGCAUAAUUAAUUAAACACAAUUUGUUGCAUACACUAACAGCAGUUAACACUUUUUUAGACCAUUGAUAGAUCUCUAUGAAAAGGAUUACAUGACACUUCUGUGAUAACUGAGGACUGGAUUUACAUAGUUCUAUAGUGUAGGUGACUGAAUAACCAUGGUAAAAUGUAAAUGUGUGGAGUUUCCGUUAUUAGGUGCUUGACUCAUGAUGGCCUGCAGCAGUGAAUAGCAUAUUUAAUUAUGUAAUGCAUAAGGCUUUUUCUUCACUUCCCCUGUGGCUUUUUUAUUUAUCUCUUGGUAUGAGAGAGUAGAGCUGUCAGACAUCAGAUGUGUGAGCAUCAAGAUAAAAUAUUUUUUUCAGAAGACGGAAACCUUAGUAUUAUCCUUUGUCUCAAGGAACCAACACUGCAGAGUUCUUGGCAAAAUGAACUUGAUUGAAGCCUGUCUGUAAAGAAAGACAUCUCUUUAUGCACUGGCAUUAGAAAGGGAAUGAUGUUCUCAUGCUUUUCACCUUCUACUGCAAGUGAUGCGCUAGUAAUUAAAAAAAUAUUUUGUGGAGAACUUGCAGAGCUUGAUAGUUUCAAGCCUAGGAUUUGAAAUAAUACCUUCCAGACUAGGAACACAUGCAUUGAUAUAGUUUCUGAUUUCCGUUUAAAAGUAAUCACUUCGCAGAUGAAAGCCUGUGAUUAUCAGCUCCAGUGUUAAAAUGCUGCAAACUAUAGCCUUAUCUAGAAUAUCCAACUGAAAAUCAGCAUAAAACAAUAGUUCUUGCUUUCAGGAGGGAUUUCAAAUUCCACAUCUGCCUUCUUUUUAUGCAGCUAGUGUAUAAUUUAGUUACAUCUAAAAAAAAGAAAAAUUGUGUUGUGUUGGACAACUCUGCACUGACAAAGAGAACCUACUUAUCUGGGCUUAAUUACCUGCUUCCAAAAUGUGUGUUACUAGAGUUCUGAGCAAAGAAAAUUAAAAAAAAAUCCUAUUUGAAAUGAUGUCUUACAGAUUUAUUUAUUAAGGAUGGAAAUUGUCUGUUUAACAACUUGUACAUAAAGGGGUACGUAAAAUCUCAAAUGUGAGGAACGCCUGCUUGGAUAGCUGAACUAGCAGGUACUACUGGAGAGAGAGAUGUGAAGAUCCCUAUCCAUUGAAAUCAGAAACUGGAGAGUGUCGUGCUUAGUAAAAUGAACUUUGAAUCUUUUGUGAGAGAUCUGCUUCUGGUUCGUCAUUACAGAGUUGAAGUUUACAAGAACAAAGCAGGGAGUAAAUCUACCAAAGAAAAUGACUGGUAUUUGGCAUACAAGGGUUCUCCAGGAAAUCUUGCCCAGUUUGAGGAAGUUCUCUUUGCCAACAAUGAUAUGUCAACAGCCAUUGGGGUUGUGGGGGUGAAGCUGUCUACUACUGAUGGACAAAGAGUAGUUGGAGUGGGGUAUGUUGAUACUACACUGAGAAAAUUGAGCGUCUGUGAGUUUCCAGAUAACGAUCAGUUCUCAAACCUUGAAGCUCUGCUGGUUCAGCUAGGACCUAAGGAGUGUGUGCUACCAGGAGGCGAGACUACUGGAGAGAUGGGAAAACUACGACAAGUCAUUCAGAGAGGAGGAAUUCUGAUUACAGACAGAAAGAAGGCAGAGUUCACAACAAAAGAUAUUGUUCAGGAUCUCAAUCGCUUGUUAAAAUCAAAAAAAGAAGAACAAAUGAAUAGUGCAGCAUUGCCAGAGAUGGAAAAGCAGGUUGCCAUUUCAUCUUUGUCAGCUAUUAUCAAGUUUUUAGAGUUGCUGUCAGAUGAGUCUAAUUUUGGACAAUUUGAACUGACUACUUUUGAUCUUAGUCAAUAUAUGGUUCUUGAUAAUGCAGCUGUCCAAGCUCUCAAUCUUUUCCAGAGUUCUAUGGAAAAUGCUGGUACUGCACAGUCACUAGCUGGUUUACUAAAUAAAUGCAGAACCCCUCAAGGACAAAGACUGGUUAAUCAGUGGAUUAAACAGCCACUUAUGGACAAGAAUAGAAUUGAAGAACGGUUGAAUUUGGUUGAAGCCUUUGUGGUAGAUCCAGAACUACGUCAGUGCCUUCAAGAAGAUCUUUUACGUCGCUUCCCGGAUCUCAACAGGCUAGCAAAGAAAUUUCAGAGACAAGCAGCAACCUUACAGGACUGUUACCGAAUGUAUCAGGCUAUUAAUCAACUGCCUAAUGUUGUACAAGCAAUAGAAAAACAUGAAGGAGAUCACCAGAUGUUGUUGUUGGCAGUGUUUAUAACACCGCUUAAUGAUAUCCACUCUGACUUCUCAAAGUUUCUGGAGAUGAUAGAAACAACAUUAGACAUGGAUAAGGUGGAGAAUCAUGAAUUUCUUGUCAAGGCUUCUUUUGAUCCUAACUUGACAGAAUUAAGAGAGAAGAUGAAUGAACUGGAAGAAAACAUGCAGUCCUUCUUAAAGAGCGCAGCCAAAGAACUAGGUUUGGAAGCUAGCAAAAGUAUCAAACUGGAGUCAAAUUCACAAUUUGGACAUCAUUUUCGAAUUACUUGCAAGGAAGAAAAAGUUCUCCGGAACAAUUCAAAAUACAGAAUAAUUGAUACACAGAAGAAUGGUGUGAAAUUCACUAACAGCAAACUAAGCUCCGUCAAUGAAGAAUAUAUAAAGAACAGAGAAGAGUAUGAAGAGGCUCAGGAUGCAAUUGUUAAGGAAAUCAUUAACAUUGCUUCAGGUUAUGCAGAGCCAAUACAGACAAUGAAUGAUGUGAUAGCUCAAUUAGAUGCAAUUGUCAGUUUUGCUCACGUGUCAAAUGGAGCACCAGUUCCAUAUGUCCGUCCUGUCAUUCUGGAAAAGGGACGAGGAAGAAUUGUGCUGAAAGGUUCCAGGCAUCCUUGCAUCGAAGUGCAAGAUGAUGUAGCCUUCAUCCCCAAUGACAUUAUGUUUGAGAAGGGCAAGCAGCUGUUCCACAUUAUUACUGGCCCUAACAUGGGGGGUAAGUCAACAUACAUCCGACAGACCGGGGUGAUAGUUCUUAUGGCCCAAAUUGGGUGUUUUGUACCAUGCGACUCUGCAGAAAUAACCAUUGUGGAUUGUAUCCUGGCUCGGGUAGGAGCUGGAGACAGUCAGCUGAAAGGCGUGUCUACUUUCAUGGCUGAAAUGUUAGAAACUGCAUCAAUCCUUAGGACUGCAUCUGAAAACUCCCUGAUAAUCAUUGAUGAGUUGGGAAGAGGAACUUCUACCUAUGAUGGCUUUGGCUUAGCAUGGGCUAUUUCAGAGUACAUUGCUACCAAAAUUUGUGCUUUCUGUAUGUUUGCUACACAUUUUCAUGAACUGACAGCCCUUGCUGACCAAGUGCCCACAGUUAAUAACUUACAUGUUACUGCUCUGACCACUGAUGACACACUGACGAUGCUUUACCGUGUCAAGGAAGGUGUUUGUGACCAGAGUUUUGGAAUACAUGUAGCAGAGUUGGCAGCUUUUCCAAAACAUGUAAUAGAGAGUGCAAGAGAGAAGGCAUUGGAGCUAGAGGAGUUUCAAAACAUUGGCAAAUCCAAGGAAUCUGAAGGAGAACCACCAGCCAAGAAACCUUACAGAGAAAGAGAGGAAGGUGAAAAAAUAAUUCAGGAUUUUCUUUGUCAAGUGAAAGCAUUGCCCCUGACAGAUAUGUCAGAAGAAGACAUCAAAACCAAGCUGAAGCAGCUGAGGACUGAAGUGUUGGCGAAGAACAACAGUUUUGUGAAUGAAAUAAUUUCCCGAACAAAAGUUACAUCAUGAAAGAUGUGAGAACAGGAUGCAACUCUUGAAGUGUUUUAUGUUACAAGAACUAUCAUUUUCUUGUCAUGUAGUUUUUAUACUUUAUGAUAUUUUGUACUGAUUUAGGUAGGGGUCUUUUUUCUUGGAUUGUAAUUAUUUUGUUAAAAAAAAAAAAGUCUGAGCACAUUCUGUGCCAGAUUCCUACUUUAGUUGUGAUUGUUUGUGCCCUUUUAGAAGUGUUCAAUAAAAUUCUUUUUCAUUAUUGAGAGAAUUGUUAACUAUAUAAACACAUUUUACGAGAAAAAGUGUGCUAGAAAGUAUAACUGUUCAGAUGGCAUACAGCUAUCACAGGCUUGAAAAGCAACAGCUUUAUACCAUGAUUCUCUUUUAUGUGAUGCAAUUACACCCAUUAAAUCAAUGAAGUUUUAGUAGUGCUAUAUAGUGCUCCAUUAGGAAAAAGCAUGUGAUCUCAGGGAUUAGUCAUAAAAUUUGUGUGUGUGUGUACAUGUGUGGAGCUUGGGCAGGGGGACAGAAUUAUUUUUUGUUUUAAACAUUACCUGUCCAAACAUUGACCCGAAUAUACCAGAGGCCUGCUCUUCAGGUCCGAGUGGUGGUAACUCUGUUAUAUUGAUGCCCCCCCCCCCCUUUUUUUUUUGAUGGCUUCGUAAUGUAAACAGAGGCUUGGAUGAAGUUACUGUUUAACUGGAACUUCUGAGUUUGUCCUGAUUUUUGAAGUCUGUCUACAGAAGAAAGAACCUUUAUUUUUCCUUUCUCCCCUCCCUUUUUUCCCUAAUACACUUCUCAUGUUGUGACAUUUUGGAAGCAUACAGAACAUACAGGUUUAUAUUCUUUAGCGCAUAUAGAUUUAUAUUCUGAAAUUUAGCACUUUAAAUUAUAGCUCUAGAAUGCUUUACCUGUAUUUAAAACUGGCAGCAUUGAAAGAUUAGUGGGGAAAAGUGUUUAUCACGUUGAGAGUAUUGGAACAAAAUUAUGCUGAAGAUGUCAUGUGCAAGAUGUCAGCUCUUGCUGUGUCCUGAAGCAGAGAUUACAUCAGUGGGUGCGUGCUGGGGAUAGCUGCUGCUGUUAAAGCUGUGCUACAGCUCUGCAUCGGCAAUUAGCCUAUUGCAAUGGGAUUAGUCUAUUGCAAUAGUUUGUAUGUAAACAUUUCAGCAAUAGUUGUAAAAGAGUUGUCUUGCUCAACUUGUUAUUGGAUAAUCUUUACUUGUAAUUAGAUUAGAACUUGGAAAAGAAACAUUCUUCUCAAUGGAAGAAAAUAUAGGUUGGUUUGAUGUGAAAAUAGUUCGGAUUCUGCCAUAACACCUUUUUGGUCUCUAAAUUAGAAUACAAUCUACUUGUAAAGGUAAAUAAAAACUUGCAUUUACAAACA
Messenger RNA from Dromaius novaehollandiae (emu), 5307 nucleotides. RefSeq names its product mutS homolog 2 (gene MSH2). Gene Ontology annotation, biological process: mismatch repair; mitotic recombination; somatic recombination of immunoglobulin genes involved in immune response. The transcript has 16 exons. Bases 1386 to 3941 code for a protein of 851 amino acids. Gene Ontology annotation, cellular component: MutSalpha complex; nucleus. Lineage: Eukaryota; Metazoa; Chordata; Aves; Casuariiformes; Dromaiidae. The record is from RefSeq and is a predicted model, not a curated record. Gene Ontology annotation, molecular function: mismatched DNA binding; ATP-dependent DNA damage sensor activity; ATP binding.